Messenger RNA from Carassius gibelio (silver crucian carp), 5690 nucleotides. RefSeq lists its product as uncharacterized. The record is from RefSeq and is a predicted model, not a curated record. Gene Ontology annotation, molecular function: aspartic-type endopeptidase activity; nucleic acid binding. The transcript has 3 exons. Bases 1 to 4260 code for a protein of 1419 amino acids. NCBI's taxonomy places the organism in Eukaryota, Metazoa, Chordata, Actinopteri, Cypriniformes, Cyprinidae. Gene Ontology annotation, biological process: proteolysis; DNA integration.
AUGAGCAGCCAUGAAGCACCACCAUUGAAACGCUUGCCAAAGGGGCUAGUGGGGAUAAAAUGCACAGCCAAGGUCACUAUUGGAGCAAGGGAAAUAGAUUGCCUUUUAGACACAGGGUCACAGGUGACCACAAUUCCGCAGUCGAUUUAUGAAGCCAAUUUGUCAGACUACCCCUUGAAGCCAUUGGAAAACUUGCUGGAGGUAGAAGGAGCUAACGGACAGUCUGUGCCGUAUCUGGGGUACAUUGAGCUAACGCUGAAAUUUCCCAAGGUGCUCAUUGGUACUGAAGUUGAGGUUCCCACCCUGGCCCUUGUGGUGCCAGAUCUAACAAGUCUUUCCCAAAUUCUAGUCGGGACAAAUUCUUUAGAUGUGCUUUACAGCAAGUGUGCUAAAGAGAAUGCGGCGAGCUUCCAGUCAAGCUUCCAUGGUUAUCAAGCAGUACUUAAAGUCUUGGAAGCUAGGUGGAGACAAGCCAGCAGUGAGACUCUGGGGUAUGUGAAGUUGGGGGGAAACUCCCCUGAAGUUGUGCCUGCAGGAAGCACAGUGGUCUUGGACGGUUUUGUCCACCUACAUGGUCCCCACACAGAAAAGUGGGUGACUCUCGAGCCUCCAUCUGUCCCUUUACCAAGUGGCCUGCUGAUUGCAAACUGUUUGCACACUUUACCUAGAAAACGUCUCUCCAAAUUGUCAGUUUUGCUGAGAAAUGGAACGCAAACCGACAUAAAAGUCCCUCCUAAAGUUGUGCUGGCAGAGAUUCAUGCAGUUCAGAAGGUCAUGGACCAGCAGCACCAGAGUUCAGAUGUCAAAGUUGAUGAUGCAUCACUUAACUGUGCUAACCUUACCUUCGAAUUUGGUGACUCCCCCUUGCCCACGAGCUGGAAAGAGAGGAUAUCAAAAUUGUUGAAUUCCAUGCCUGAGGUCUUCUCCCUGCAUGACCUUGAUUACGGCAGCACUGAAAAGGUCAAACAUCAGAUAAGGUUGAGUGACGGCACACCGUUCAAGCACAGAGCCCGACCCAUCCAUCCCCAAGACAUUGACGCUGUGAGAAAGCACCUCCAAGAACUACUAGAGGCCGGUGUCAUCCACGAGUCUGAGUCCCCAUUUGCAUCACCCAUAGUAGUAGUCCGUAAGAAGGAUGGUACCGUGCGGCUAUGCAUUGACUUCCGGAAGCUCAACUCACAAACGAUUAAGGAUGCAUACGCUUUACCAAACCUAGAGGAGGUCUUUUCAACACUUACCGGCUCGAAGUGGUUCUCGGUGCUCGAUUUGAAAUCUGGGUUUUAUCAAAUUGGGAUGGAAGAAGCCGAUAAGUGUAAAACAGCGUUUGUAUGCCCACUUGGAUUCUGGGAGUUCAACAGAAUGCCACAGGGGAUUACCAAUGCGCCAAGCACGUUCCAAAGAUUGAUGGAACGGUGCAUGGGAGACUUGAACAGAAAACAGCGGGAUAUCCUCCACUCCGGAAGAGUGGUAUUAAGAAACCUUCCGAAGGAUGGAGGCUACUUCAACCCCAAAGAAGAGUUCGGUGAUCGAUGGACUCAAGAUUGCCAGAGUGCCUUUGACUCCAUAAUUGGCAAGCUCACAUCUGCACCUGUUUUGGGUUUUGCUAACCCCAAGCUUCCCUAUGUGCUUCACACCGAUGCCAGUACCACCGGGCUUGGUGCAGCUUUAUAUCAGGAGCAGGAAGGGCAGAUGCGGGUCAUAGCCUUUGCCAGCAGAGGAUUGACCAAAGGUGAAAGUAGGUACCCUGCGCACAAACUAGAGUUUUUGGCAUUAAAAUGGGCUGUCACCUCCAAAUUUAGCGACUACCUCUAUGGUGUAGAAUUCACUGUCAUAACAGAUAGCAACCCCUUGACAUAUAUCCGAACAUCGGCAAAACUUGAUGCCACCAGUUACCGCUGGUUGUCCAGCUUGUCAACUUUCAACUUUAAGCUGCAGUACAGAGCAGGUAGCCAAAAUCAAGAUGCUGAUGGCCUAUCCAGACGGCCGCAUGGUGAGCCUCUUGAUGACCUGGUAUCACAAAAGGAGAGAGAAAGAAUUAAACAGUUCACUUUAAACCAUCUCAUGGGCCCAGGAGUUGAGUCAUCUGUUCUCAUGGCAGACACGAUAAAAGCGAUCUGUGAAAGGCAUCAAGUGAUUGGGUCAUCUGAAAAUCCCAGUUCCUCUAACUCCUCACUUACCUUGGUUGAAUCCCUUACUCAGCAUGAGGACGCUCUGCCAAAUGAGUUCCAACAUGAGGAUGAACAUGGUCUUCCAGAUCUCCCACAUCUUUCAGAAACUUCCUUGGCAGAGCUGCAGAGAAAAGAUACAGAAAUGAGGAUUGUUAUUAAAGGAUUGGAGAGUGGAGUGAAACCCUGCAACCUGAGAGACCAACCACCUACCAUGGGUUUGUGGUUAAAAGAGUGGAACCGACUCGAGCUGAGGAGUGGAGUUCUGUAUAGGAGGCGGCAAGAGUGUGGGGCCUCUCGCUAUCAGUUGGCACUGCCCACCACAUUGAGAGACAUGGUGCUACAGAGCCUCCAUGAUGACAUGGGUCAUCUAGGUAUUGACAGGACCCUGGACCUCAUCAGGUCAAGGUUCUUCUGGCCAAAAAUGUCACAGGCAGUGGAAGAAAGGGUCAAAACUUGUGAGCGCUGUGUCCGUAGAAAAACACCCCCAGAGAGAGCAGCUCCUUUGGUAAACAUCCAAACUAGCAGGCCCUUAGAGUUGGUGUGCAUAGAUUUUCUGUCCCUGGAGCCAGAUCAAAGCAACAUCAAAAACAUACUGGUUAUCACGGACCACUUCACCAAGUAUGCCGUUGCAAUACCAACUCGAAAUCAAACUGCCCAAAUCGUUGCUAAGAGCCUGUGGGACCAUUUCUUGGUGCACUAUGGGUUUCCGGAGAAACUACAUAGUGACCAAGGGGCAGACUUUGAGUCGCACACAAUAAAGGAGUUGUGUAAGGUCGCAGGCAUUCACAAGGUGAGGACUACCCCAUACCACCCGAGGGGCAAUCCAGUGGAACGAUUUAAUCGUACACUCCUCCAGAUGCUGGGGACACUGGAAAACGAAAAGAAGUCUCGUUGGAAGGAGUUCGUAAAGCCCUUAGUGCAUGCCUAUAACUGCACCCGCAAUGACACCACUGGGUACACUCCUUAUGAACUCAUGUUUGGGCGACAACCCCGCCUACCUGUUGAUCUGGCUUUUGGAUUGCCAGCAGACACUCCCAUCAAGUCCCACUCUCAAUACGUACGGGAUCUUAAGAAUCGGUUACGCGAGAGUUACAAGAUGGCUACUAAAAAUGCUGGGAAGGUAGCUGAGCGAAAUAAAAGAAGAUUUGAUAAGCGUGUGGUUGCUUCAACAUUGGAGGAGGGUGACCGAGUUCUUGUAAGGAACGUGCGAUUGAGAGGAAAGCAUAAGCUGGCUGAUAAAUGGGAACAAGAUGUUCAUGUGGUUGUCAAAAAGGUUCGUGAUCUGCCAGUAUAUACUGUCCAAACAGAGAGAAAAGGGGGUCCUCCUCGGACGUUGCACCGAGAUUUAUUGCUGCCUUGUGGGUUUUUGCGGCCAAGCAACUCUGAGGAACAACCAAAGCAGAAAGAAGUUCGAAGACCUCGAACCAGAACUUCUCCUGAUGAUGAAGGGACAAAAGAGUCAGAGUUUGUUUCUGAAUGCUCAGAGUCAGAAGAUGAGCAAAUUCUCUGUUAUGUACCUGAAAGAACAUUGGGCUCUGAAACUCAAAUUAUUACAGGCCUUGAGCAACCUCGUGUUCGAGAAGUUGCAUCCGACUUACCUGUCCUUGAUCCUAUUAGGGAGAACUUACCUGCUCAGGAACCUGUGGAGAGUAACACUGAGGAACCUGUGGAGGGAGUAUCGGAUGAGUCUGUAGGAGAAUCGGAUGAGCCUGAAUCAAGUUGUUCUGAGUCAGAUGUCUCAGUGGAACAAAGACCAGAACCAGAGGAUUGCUCUAAGUUCCUUGAUGAAUACUCUACCCAAAUGGUUGAGACAGUGCCAAUCAAUUCUGAGUUCGAGAGUAAAGAAGGAAAUCUGAUCUCAAUUGAAAGGAGUUGUGUUGAAGACACACAAAAGGAAGAAAGGAAAACUGAGCCUAAAGACAAUGUUGCCCCUAGACGUUCGCAGAGAGAGAGACAUCCCCCUAAAAAGUUUGAAUAUCCCCAGUUAGGGAAUCCACUUACCUUAGUGAUUCAGUCCUUGUUGCAGGGUUUAAACGAAGCUUUUAGUUCUUCUUUAGAAGAGUCAGUUGUUGCCCCUGUAAUUCACGUGUAGAUGCAACGGGACGUGCAUAUAUUCCAGAGGGGAGGGUGUAACCAAGGUUACUAUUACUCAUAUCGAACCUAUGAAACAAAAAGAAAAGAACGAUUUUCAUAUAAAUAUUUAAUUACUUUAUUUUAAUGAUUAAGAAAUUAAAUAUUGCUCAAUAAAUAACAAUAAAUGUAACAGACUAGAAAAAUAAAUAAAUUGAACCAUUCGGAUUAGCUCCGCCCUGAGUGGGUUGCGUCAUCAUUCUAGCGCGGGUUAGGGAAGUGAGUCUCGUCACGGGAAAAAAAGUGAAAUGGCUGCUGAAGCAGUGAUGCAGAUUCAUUUGCAGUUGUGAAGUUAAAGAUUAAACGAGAAGUUGAGCUGAUUCAUCCGACAAAAACGGCGUUCGAAAAGAUUUUCUUGAUUCAUCUGAGAUUAUUUCUAAUCAUUAGCACUUUAUUCUUGGUUGGGUUUUUUUUUUUUUUUCCUUCUCUCUAUUUUCUGUGUUUCCGGUCCUUGAUAUCUCUCUUUGAAAGUGAACGGGGAGUUCUGAGUUAGAACUGUUUCUGCCAUCAACGAGGAGUGCUCAACAUUGGUGGAAACUGGCGGGCCAACCUGGUUUUCCUGAACUUGGACAAUUUCAUGUUUCAUCAAAGUGGUAGGACCACACGUAUCAUUUUUUUUUUUUCCUUCCCUGGACGUUAUUGCAACUGUGAAUGAAGGUUUUAUUUAUUUAUUUUUUUUUUUUUUACCCCUUCCUCUCACUCAUUUCAUCUCGGAGUUGCAUAUCUGAAAUUCUUUACCUGAACAUCAAAAACAGGACGGACACUGAACUGAGCUAAAGUCCUAUUUAAUUGGUUGAGUCAUUUCUGAUUUGGUGUGUCAUUCAUUGGACGGUUUAUCUGAAAUUAUCUAUAUUGCUGUUUUAUUUUUUAUUUUUUUUUCCAUCUUUUAUUGAAAUUUUCCUUAAAAAAGAGUGAAUACAAAGGGUAUUGAGUUGAACAAUUUAACAUUUUGGUAUUGAACAUACACUUUGUUUAUCAUUUAUGUGAAAAUAAGAAGCAGGGUUGUUUGAAAGUGGAUAGCUAUCCAGCUAAGGAAUUAGAGCAGCUAAAUUGAGUGAACUAGAAUUAAUUAACUAAAUAUCUAAUUAUAGAAAUAACACACAAGGAGUCAUAUUUGAGUAAAAAUAUCUUUAAUUCCAAGGAAUUUAUUUCAAGAGGUUUCUUUUUUUUGAAUUUGUUAUCGAAGCUGUCAUUUUGUUUGUUUUUGUUUGUUUUCUCCUUUGUUUGUUGGUUUUCUCCAACGUUACACAAAUUAAUACAAGUAUAUAAAAAAUACUUACUUUUCAAUUACAAACCUGUCUUUUGUGAUUAUUUCCCUUGUCUUGCUGCAACACUGGCUCAAGAGCGAGCAUAGACUUCUGAUCUGGUCCGAGACAUGGUGAACAUGUAGGC